Molecule: messenger RNA, 798 nt
Organism: Adineta steineri
Lineage: Eukaryota; Metazoa; Rotifera; Eurotatoria; Adinetida; Adinetidae
Source: the annotation of a GenBank genome assembly
AUGAUGAUGUCAUUUACAUCUGUUAAUUCAUCGGAUGUACCCAGUACAAUAUUAUCAAAUAAAAAUUUGGAUGAUUAUGAUUAUGAAGGUGCAGCAAUUUAUAUAGCUGUAAUAUUAAUUUGGUAUUCAGCUGGUUUAGUAUUAAUGUUAUAUUUUCGUGUACGUCCACGUACAUUUGAAAGUCGAUUUUUAUUUGAUUAUGAAACAUCGGGAAAAUCAGCAUCGUCAACGACAAAUCCAUUUGCUCGUUAUAAUGAUAUACAAGCUGAUAAUAUAAAAAAACAAAUUCUUAAUGAAUUAAAAGAUCCGGAAAAUCGACAACGUUUAUGGAAAAUAUAUUAUUCAUCAACAGAAAAAGAAAAUCAACCACAUUCACAAUAUUAUCAAACAAUUACAUCAGAUAAUAUUACAAUUGGUCGUAUCAAUAGAAAAUUAGCUGAUAUUCAUCGAAUGGAUGCUCGUAUGGAUAGUAUCAAUGGUGAUGAUUUAAUAUCAUCAACAGUUAGUUAUUCUUCAAAUGAGAAUAAUCGACCUGAUACAACAAAAUUUUUUUCGAAAAAAUUUAAUUCACGUCGAUCAAGUGGUGGAUCAUUAAAUAUGCGACGACCUAUCUUUCGAGUUCAAUCUCAACCUCAAACACCACCACUGAAUUCAACGGCACAAGUCGACGCGUCCAAUACUAAAAAACAAACAGUAAAUAGUUCACGUAAACCAAUUAAUAAUUCACUCCAUAGAUUUACUGUCGAACGAGUACCUGAAAUUAGAAAAUGUUCAACAGUAAAUGAAAAUGUAUCGUAA